AUGCCUGGCCAACUCCCCACCAAAGCCGACUUCCCCGCAUCCGUCAACUUGACCAUUACUGCCCCACCCGCGUCGCAGCCGCCGACCAACGUCUUGAUUCUCCUACAUGGCCUCGGCGACACAAAUGCUUCCUUCACCAAGCUCGGACAGCAGCUGAAUCUGCCAGAGACAGCAUGCAUCGCCAUACAGGCACCGACGCCGCUACCGUUUGACCUCGGUGGCAGUCACUGGGGUGAUGACAUGACUUUUGAUCCGGCCACCGGCGAGAUGGACAUGGACACUGGUUUCAAAGCAUCCAUGCGCAUAGUAUUAGACCAGGUCAUCCGUGAGGGCCUCGUUGGAAAAUGUGGUUAUAAACCGCGAGAAAUUGUCAUGUUCGGAUUUGCGCAAGGUGGCAUGGUCGGCCUCCAGGCUGCCGCCGAACUCCAAGGUGAGGAGCUGGGCGGGGUCAUCAGUAUCGGAGGCCCGCUGUCGACAUCCGUGCCCCUCAGAGCUCUGGAGAAGAAGAGCAAGACGCCCGUGCUAGUCUGCAAGGCAAGCAAGAAGUCGGCAGUUACCGAGAGCGCUACCGCUAGGCUCAAAGAUGCCUUUGAAUACGUGGAGAUCAAAGAGUGGAAGAAGAAUGCCGACGGUAUGCCUAGCAGUCGCGAGGAGAUGCUGCCCAUUAUGCAAUUCUUUGCUCGUCGGCUGCGGAGCAUGAAGGGUGUGCCUGCAGGUAGUAUUGAGCUUUCAUGA
Messenger RNA from Pyrenophora tritici-repentis Pt-1C-BFP, 735 nucleotides. Its product is annotated as esterase. Gene Ontology annotation, molecular function: palmitoyl-(protein) hydrolase activity; carboxylic ester hydrolase activity. Gene Ontology annotation, cellular component: cytoplasm. The record is from RefSeq and is a predicted model, not a curated record. Lineage: Eukaryota; Fungi; Ascomycota; Dothideomycetes; Pleosporales; Pleosporaceae. Gene Ontology annotation, biological process: protein depalmitoylation.